UGCCCACACUUUCACUAAUAAAAAACCCACCACUUCUCACCUUCACUUUCAACACAGACACUGUUUUGAAAGUUAAAUUCUCUCUCACUCUCUCUCUCUACCGUUACUCCGCUUUUCCCACAGAGAAACUGUGAAAAAAUUAAUUUGUAAUUUAGCUAUGGAGUAUUUUGCCGCUGAUUAUGCUGAAUUCUCGUCGGUGGACAAUGGCAAUUUGAACGGCAACAACAAUAAUAAUGGCGCCCAUUUUACGGUGGAUGAUUUGCUGGAUUUUUCCAAGGAGGAUGAGACAAUGACCGACGUGUUUUUCGAGAGCUUGCCGGGGAAUUCAGGUGAUUCCUCCACUGUUACGGCGGUUGACAGCUGUAAUUCCUCGGUUUCCGGCGGAGGAGACGGCCAGUUCAACGGUAAUAUUAGCUGCCGCAGCUAUAAUGAGCCGCAGUUCUCCGGCAACGAACUCUGCGUUCCGUAUGAUGAUUUAGCGGAGCUGGAAUGGCUAUCGAAUUUCGUGGAGGAAUCAUUCUCAACCGACGACCUCCGCUUCAUCCCCACCACCAACGCCGCCGCCUCCGCCGCAGCCAAAACCGUCUCAGCCGACACCUCCUCCUCCGUCAUCACCGCCCACUCCCCGCCGUCGUCGGUCUUCCCCAGCGACGUCUCAGUCCCCGGGAAAGCCCGCAGCAAGCGCUCCCGCGCGCCGCCGUGCGACUGGUCCUCCCGCCUCCUCCUGGUGGCCGCCCCAUCGCCUGCGCCGAAAAUGGCGGCGUCGAGCAAGCGGGAGGCUGGUGAGGCCCCGGGGCGGAAAUGCCUGCACUGCGCGUCGGAGAAGACCCCGCAGUGGAGAACGGGCCCAUUGGGCCCGAAGACUCUGUGCAACGCGUGUGGGGUCCGGUACAAGUCGGGGCGGCUGGUGCCGGAGUACCGGCCGGCCGCCAGCCCGACGUUCAUAUCGGCGAGGCACUCGAAUUCCCACCGGAAAGUGCUGGAGCUCCGGCGGCAGAAGGAUGUGCAGAGGCAGCAGAUAAUGAGCCACGCCUCGGUUUUCAACGGCUGUGAUGAGUUCCUUAUUCAUCACCGGAACGGCCCCGAUAUGAGGCACAUGAUCUAGUACGGACCACUGGUCCCCACCUCGCUAAUUCUUAGUCUUAACCCAAAAUUUUUCUAAUUUCACUAUGUCUCCUUUUUGUUUAGAUAUUUGAAAUUUUUAAAUAGAUGGUCCGAAUUCAAUUGUAGAACUUGUAAUGCAUCCUGAAUUUUGGUUUCAUACUUAAUUAAUUACCUUUUUCUUAA
Molecule: messenger RNA, 1287 nt
Organism: Salvia miltiorrhiza (redroot sage)
Lineage: Eukaryota; Viridiplantae; Streptophyta; Magnoliopsida; Lamiales; Lamiaceae
Product: GATA transcription factor 9-like
Exons: 2
Coding region: 158-1105 (315 amino acids)
Biological process (GO): positive regulation of DNA-templated transcription
Cellular component (GO): nucleus
Molecular function (GO): sequence-specific DNA binding; zinc ion binding
Source: RefSeq, a predicted model, not a curated record